Messenger RNA from Ostertagia ostertagi, 252 nucleotides. NCBI's taxonomy places the organism in Eukaryota, Metazoa, Nematoda, Chromadorea, Rhabditida, Trichostrongylidae. The record is from the annotation of a GenBank genome assembly.
CCUCAGCUCACUUCCAUACGAUCAAUCGAUUUCGAUAUACCUCAACUCGAAAAAAGCCCGUCGAUACAGUCGAUUGAAACACCUCGUGCAUCGCCGAGUCCUGUGGCGAAGGAAGAUGUGAGCCCGUCGAAGGCAUCUCCUGAGGACUCCAAAGCUUCUCCAAAAGAAGCAGAGGAACUCAGCGACAUCGAGUCGAUCACUGGAAUCGAUCAGCUUCUGGAAUCGGACCGAUCGGGCAGCAUAUCGUUCUGA